Messenger RNA from Lactuca virosa, 2707 nucleotides. Lineage: Eukaryota; Viridiplantae; Streptophyta; Magnoliopsida; Asterales; Asteraceae. The record is from the annotation of a GenBank genome assembly.
AUGUGUUGGUUCUUUGUACUGUACUGCCUUCAACUCUACUUUUUUAAAGUUACCAGCUGUGACGAAAUCCAGAUGAUGCACAGACCUCCUCCGCACGAUGAUUUCUCACUCAAGGAGACCAAACCCCACCUGGGUGGAGGAAAGGUCACCGGAGAUAAGCUCACCAGCACUUAUGACCUUGUGGAACAAAUGCAAUACCUGUAUGUCCGUGUGGUGAAAGCUAGGGAUUUACCUGCGAAAGAUGUUACUGGUAGUUGUGACCCUUAUGCUGAAGUUCGUCUUGGAAACUACAAGGGUACAACUCGUCAUUUUGAAAAGAAAUCUAACCCUGAAUGGAACCAAGUGUUUGCCUUCUCCAGAGAGAGGAUUCAAGCCACUAUGCUUGAAGUCACUGUAAAAGAUAAAGACUUUGUUAAGGAUGAUUUCAUGGGGUGGGUUCUAUUUGAUCUUACUGAGGUUCCAAAAAGAGUUCCACCAGAUAGUCCUCUAGCUCCUCAAUGGUAUAGAUUAGAAGACAGGAAAUCAAACAAGCUGAAAGGAGAGCUUAUGCUAGCAGUAUGGUGGGGUACUCAAGCUGAUGAAGCUUUCCCUGAAGCAUGGCAUUCAGAUGCUGCUUCUGUUGGUGGAGCUGAUGCUCUUGCUAAUAUCCGUUCAAAAGUCUAUCUUUCACCUAAGCUAUGGUAUCUCAGAGUCAAUGUGAUUGAAGCCCAAGACUUAAUACCAAGUGACAGAACUAGAUUCCCUGAAGUUUUUGUGAAAGCUGCACUUGGUCAUCAAGUUUUAAGGACCCGAAUCUCCAUGAGCAAAUCCAUCAAUCCUAUGUGGAAUGAAGACUUAAUGUUUGUAGCUGCAGAACCAUUUGAAGAGCACUUGGUUUUAAGUGUGGAAGAUAGACUCGCACCCAAUAAAGAUGAAAUCCUUGGAAUGUGUGCAAUUCCUCUACAGUAUGUGGAUCGAAGGCUAGACCACAAAGCUAUCAACACAAGAUGGUUUAAUCUUGAAAAACAUGUUAUAAUCGAUGGUGAAAAGAAAAAAGAAGUCAAAUUUGCUAGCAGGCUUCAUAUGAGAAUCUGCUUGGAAGGUGGUUAUCAUGUUCUUGAUGAAUCUACUCACUACAGCAGUGAUCUUAGGCCAACAGCUAAACAAUUAUGGAAGAACAGCAUCGGUGUUCUUGAAGUUGGAGUCUUGAGUGCUCAGGGAUUAUCACCAAUGAAAACAAAAGACGGACGUGCAACAACAGACGCGUAUUGUGUUGCCAAAUACGGGACAAAAUGGGUCAGAACAAGAACAAUAAUUGACAGUUUUACCCCUAAAUGGAACGAACAAUACACAUGGGAAGUUUUCGAUCCAUGUACUGUUAUAACAAUCGGUGUAUUCGACAACUGUCAUCUCCAAGGUGGCGAUAAAGGGGGUGGGGGUGGGGCCCGCGAUUCAAGAAUCGGGAAAGUCAGAAUCCGUCUUUCCACUCUUGAAACAGAUCGUGUCUACACCCAUUCAUACCCUCUUCUGGUUUUACAUCCAUCUGGAGUUAAAAAAAUGGGUGAGAUUCAUUUAGCUGUGAGGUUUACAUGUUCUUCAUUGCUAAACAUGAUGCAUAUGUACUCACAGCCUUUGUUACCCAAAAUGCACUACAUCCAUCCGUUGACAGUGAGUCAACUCGAUAGUUUAAGGCACCAGGCAACUCAGAUUGUGUCCAUGCGGUUGUCCCGGGCUGAGCCGCCGUUGAGAAAAGAGGUGGUGGAGUAUAUGCUGGAUGUGGGGUCCCACAUGUGGAGUAUGAGAAGAAGUAAAGCUAAUUUCUUCAGAAUCAUGGGUGUGUUAGGUGGUUUGAUUGCAGUUGGAAAAUGGUUUGACCAGAUUUGUAACUGGAAGAAUCCGAUCACAACCGUUUUGAUUCACAUCCUUUUCUUGAUUUUGGUUUUAUACCCUGAGCUUAUUCUCCCAACUAUUUUCCUCUAUCUUUUUCUGAUUGGAGUUUGGUACUAUAGAUGGAGACCAAAGAACCCAUCCCACAUGGACACCCGUCUUUCUUGUGCUGACAAUGCACACCCUGAUGAACUUGAUGAAGAAUUCGAUACCUUUCCAACUUCUCGCCCUGCUGACAUCAUCAGAAUGAGAUAUGACCGAUUAAGGAGUAUUUCUGGAAGGAUUCAGACGGUUGUUGGUGAUUUGGCAACACAAGGAGAGAGACUUCAGUCUUUGCUGAGCUGGCGAGAUCCCAGAGCAACUGCACUGUUUGUGAUUUUCUGUUUGAUUGCUGCUAUUGUUCUUUAUGUCACACCUUUCCAAGUUGUGGCACUUCUGACUGGAUUCUAUGUGUUGAGACACCCGAGGUUUCGCCAGAAGCUUCCUUCUGUCCCUCUCAACUUCUUUAGAAGAUUGCCAGCCAGAACUGACUGCAUGCUAUGAGAUGAUCAACACCGGAAUGGAAUCGUCAAUUCCAGAGAAGGUUACUCUAUAAUCAAAAAAAGCCAUUCCUUUCUUCUAUUCCUGGUAAGAUGCAUACAACUAUCUUGGAACAAUGUUUUUGUAUAUCUUGUGGUUCUGUAGUCCUUUCUUAAAUUUCAAAUUUCAUGGUCUGUGUUUUAUUUAGGUUGUGUUUUUUUUUUAUUUAAUUGUUAUUAGUAGAUUAUGACAAUCAUCUUUGGCGAUAUUAUUGGAUAAAUAUCUUGGAUUGGCAGUAAUUUUUAUCAAAUGUUUCUUUAAG